GAGCAUUCGUGGUCAAUCCCUGGAGAGACAAACUCUGAAGGAACGUCAGUGAACAGAGAUCUGCAGCAAGGCGCUGUGGUCACGUGACACCAGCUGACAAAGACGCACCCGACUGUACACCUCCUGUCCGUUGGCGCCCCUUGUCAAUCUGAAAAUGCGGCCAGUGCUGGCCGCUGCGGUUCUUACCGCGGUCCUGCUCCCCCUCCUGGGCUCCUCACCAGCCCAGGCCACGAGGAACCAGUGGAACGGCGAUGCCGAGAGCGAACUAGACUACGAGACGGAGGGUGAGUUCUUCCCCGCCGAGGAGGAGGAACCCACCUUCCGGCGGCAUCGGCACGGGAAGAAGCGGGCAGACGGGAACGACGAUGAGGACGAGGAAGAACAUCUAGCCGUCGGCGGUGGUGUCGAGGACAUCGGAGAACAACAAGUCCACAAGCAUCACCACCACAAGGAGAAGGCAAGACCCGCUUCUGCUGAAAGUCGUGAGCUGGCCCGAAGUGAGGAGGGGGAGGCGGCGUGGAACGGAGACGCCAGCACCACCAGUGACUACGAGGAAGAGUGGGCAGGAAGGAAGAAGGGACGCCACGCCGGCAGGAAGGGGAAGAAAGGAGGGAAGAAGGGACGGAAGAAGGGAAAGGGACACAGGAACAACAAAAAGAAGAACCAGAUACCAGUGCCCCCUGGCGAGCACGAGAUUGUCACAUUCGACGACAUCAUGGGGACGGAGGACACGGACAGUCGUCCCUCCGUCCUACCGCCUGUCGCGUCUAAAGCGACCCCUGGCGGCGAUGCUGCAGCUACAAAACUGCCCGAUGUCCGCCCCACAGAGACGGUCGGUCAGGACGUAAAGAAAGGAAGGGGAGGCAGAGGAAGAGGGAAGGGCCAUGACGCGCCCCGGCUGAACGGUGCCCAGGACGUCCCCACCUCCGACCUGGAGGACUUCCUGGGAAUGAGACUGCCUCACAACACCACCGACGUCUCCUGUGAACUGCACGAUGAUUGCUUCGAAGGUGAGUGCUGCAAUGCGAACAAAGGAAAGUGCGUGGCGUACAAACAGGAGCAGGGCCAGCGAUGUAAGGACUCCUGCAUGUGUCGGAAGGGUCUCCGUUGCUUUGUGCGCAAAGCCAAGAAGAUGGUAAAGACAGGAAAGAUCCGAGGUCAGUGCAUGAAUCCAGAGGAUCCUGACCUACCCAACGGAGGGGCAUUCCUCCCUGAUAUCUAAAUACUAAAAAACAAUGAAAGCAGAUAAGGCUGGGGAUAACAUUACAUCACAUAUUUCAGUAGACACAUAUAGGAAGAAAUAAAGUGAUAUCUGAAAGGAUGAACAAGUACAUAAUGCAGAAAGCUUAUGGCCAAAGAAUGCUUAUUUUAGCGUGAUGAGAAACAUAGAACUGUGUUCAGCAAGGUUUCCAGCCACUGAGAGUCUCAAACAUUCUCAAUGCACUAUGGGAGCAGUAAGACAAGAAGACAUCUGUUUGAAUCAUGCAGAUGCAAAAGCCGUGUUAACGAAAUUCCUAAAAUUGUCAAAAUUCAAGCCGCAUUUUCCCUAAAAAAGCUGGAAUGCAGAAGCCCACAACUAUGGUUCCAGUCUUCUUUCUACGUGUCGAGCAGAUACUACACAGAGGAGCGCAAUCUACAAGGAGACAACAAGUGUUCGACAGAUCCUAACGAUGGCAAAAAGUAGCGGCCACUCUCUCCACCCCCGUGGGGUUGCCAAAAAUGAUUCCUAUUGAAAAUGCCCCUAUCUUCAAUGAAAAGAAGAAAAAAAAUUGUUUCACACACUGGCUUUGUUGUCUGCAUGAUUCAAACAGACCUGUAACUGACACCAUCCAUACAUAGCAUGGGGAGAAGUAAGUGGAAGACUGUUAAAGCUUACAAAGUAAAAAGAAUAUGCUGAAGAAGCCAAGCCUUGCAGCAAGACAGAUGGAAGUGGUAACACAGGAUGUAGUAAAGUUCAGUGCUCCCCAUCUGCGGAUGAAGCCUGGACCACCAGGCACAGUUCCGGCCUUCUCAGGCCCAGCCCAGGUCUGUGCCUGAUGUACUAGGCUACACCCCACAAAACAUUCAUACCAACCGUUGUUCUACCGUUGACUUCAAACACACACAAGGAAGGCAUUUUUGCCUAUCAUGCAGUUUAGGAAAAAUGUUUUAACACAAAAUAGUUAUACUCUGGUAUAGAAAAUUUGGAAUAAAACCUUGUCUGUACAUAACAGCUAGACAGAUGAAACUGAAACUAUUUCUCUUACUGUAUUGAGUCAUUAACCUGAUUCUCCCUAGUCAAGGAAACAAAUAACAAAGUAAACCAGUAAUUAAGUACUGAUUAAGGAAACUUUGUAGGAAUUAGUAACCCGUAAGCCUGUAUGGUAGAAUAAAGUCGUAGUGCCGAUUGUGAUUCCUGUAAAUACACCAGCCAGCAAGCAGUUUCACUUUCAGCAAGCCUAGGCUGUUAGUGUCUAUGUUAAAAGAACUUCACUGAUGUCUUAUCAUUGAUGAUGUGCAUGAAAAUUAACACAGAAAUGUGUUUUAGAUUUGUUAUUUUAAAAAAGCACAGAGAGUAGAGUAAAUGUUCUAUUCAGAAGUUACUAUAGUGCAAGAUGAUUGCAUGAAGAUAGGUCUACAAGGAAACUGGACCUGUUAAAGAUUGUACUAGUACACAUAUCAAGUAAGAUGUGGACAGUUUCCAACUACUUCUGUUGUGUACAGUCUACAUAUUGCAGAGGACAGAGUCUGUGUUGUACUGGGUCUGUGGUGAUUCUGUCUUCUAGUGAAACUUGUUGUAAGUUGUGCUAUCAUUCAGGUGGGUCUAGUUACCGUGAUUCUUACACAUAAGUCCUGUUCCUGUGACAAUGUUGUCCUCUAUGCAAGUUGACUGUAAUUGUUGUCAAAAAAUUAAAAGAAAUUAAAAGUAACUACAACACA
This is a messenger RNA of Branchiostoma floridae (Florida lancelet), 2919 nucleotides long. RefSeq names its product draxin-B-like. The record is from RefSeq and is a predicted model, not a curated record. NCBI's taxonomy places the organism in Eukaryota, Metazoa, Chordata, Leptocardii, Amphioxiformes, Branchiostomatidae. Gene Ontology annotation, biological process: axon guidance; Wnt signaling pathway. The transcript has 6 exons. Gene Ontology annotation, cellular component: extracellular region. The coding region runs from base 155 to 1222 and encodes 355 amino acids.